Molecule: messenger RNA, 3053 nt
Organism: Aegilops tauschii subsp. strangulata
Lineage: Eukaryota; Viridiplantae; Streptophyta; Magnoliopsida; Poales; Poaceae
Product: G-type lectin S-receptor-like serine/threonine-protein kinase At2g19130
Biological process (GO): recognition of pollen; protein phosphorylation
Molecular function (GO): protein serine/threonine kinase activity; ATP binding
Source: RefSeq, a predicted model, not a curated record
CGCUCGCGAGGGAAAAUAGUGGCUAUGAAGUCAUCCAGACGACGAGGCGGGCGGCUCAUCGGGCGGCCAGUACGCGACAUAUAGCUGCGUGCAAACGCGAUAGCAACUACGUGUCACUCGCUCUCGGUCGCCAUCCAUCUCCCCUCCUGAUCGAGAAUUCAAUUCACCAGAGAGAAAACAUGUCGCCGACGGUCGCCGCUUUCGCUCUCGUUGCGCUCUGCUUCGCUCAUUCUUGCCCGGUAGCAGCGGCGGCGGCGGAGACGGACGCCGUCUCAGCGCGGCGGCCGCUGCGGGGCAGCGACACGGUGGUCUCGGCGCAGGGCAAGUUCGAGGCCGGGCUCUUCAGCCCCGGCAGCUCCGGCCGGUUCUACCUCGGCGUAUGGUACAAGAACAUCCCCGUCCAGACCGUCAUCUGGGUCGGCAACCGCGGGAGCCCCCUGUCCAGCGCCGAGUCCGCCGAGCUCCGGGUGUCCCCCGACGACGGCGGCCUCGAGCUCGUCGGCGCCAGCGAGGGCGUCGUGUGGUCGUCGUCGAGGUCGAACCUGUCGUCGGAGGAGGAGUCGAACAACAACAACAACAACAACAACAACACUGCGGUGAUCCGCGACGACGGCAACCUGGUCCUCCUCGGCGGCGGCAACUCCUCCGACGUGCUCUGGCAGAGCUUCGACCACCCGACGGACACGCUGGUGCCGGGGGCGUGGCUCGGGGAGAACAAGCUCACCGGCGAGUACCAGGGGCUCACGUCGUGGCGGAACGCCGAGGACCCCGCGCCGGGCAUGUUCAGCAACACCGUGGACCGCAACGGCACCAGCGAGUUCUUCUACUUCUGGAACCGGACACGCGUCUACUGGCGGAGCGGCGUGUGGACGGGCCGCGUCUUCGCGCUCGUGCCGGAGGCGGUCAACAACGUGCUCUUCAACCAGACCUACGUCGAGACGCCGGCGUACCGGCGGCUCAGCUGGGCGCUCUACGACAACGCGACGAUCACGCGGCAGGUGUUCGAGGGGACGGGGCAGGCGAAGCAGUACAUCUGGGUGCCCGCCAGCCAGCGCUGGCAGUUCUUCUGGGCCGCGCCCACCGUGCAGUGCGACGCGUACGCCGUCUGCGGCGCCUUCGGCGUCUGCGACCAGAGGAGCCAGCCGUCCUGCCGGUGCCCGCCCGGGUUCGUGCCGGCGUCGGAGCGGGACUGGGCGCUCAGCGACUGGACCGGCGGGUGUCGCCGGAACUCGUCGCUCGCGUGCGCGCGCAACGGCAACGGGUCGUCGUCCACGUCCACGGACGGGUUCCUGGUGCUGCCCAACGUUAAGCUCCCCGACGACUCGCUCGCCGUGGGCGCCCAGAGCAAAACAGAGUGCGAGUCGGCUUGCCUCGACAACUGCUCUUGCCAGGCCUACACCUUCUCCGGCGGCGGCCUGUGCGCCGUCUGGCACGGCGAGUUCCGCAACCUUCAGCAGCUUUACGCCGACUCUGGGGCCUCGGGGUCGUCGGACCUGUAUCUCCGGCUUUCAGAAUCAGGGCUGCGAGAUUUGAGCAGAGCAAACAAGAAGAGCGAUGGGGGGCUACCACUGCAGCUUGUCGUCGGAAUCGUGUUGGCAUGUGUGGCAGCGGCAUUGAUCGCAUCGGCGCUGCUGGCCUGGUUCCUCCUUUCCAGGAGGCGGCGGCGGCGUCGGCUGGACAGCAUGGCGAACGAGGCGGGCUCCUCCUUGGCCGUGUACAGCUACGGCGACCUCCGCGCCGCCACCAAGAACUUCUCGAACCGGCUCGGCGGCGGAGGCUUCGGCUCCGUGUACCGCGGCGUCCUGAAGAGCGGGGACACCGUCACCGAGGUGGCGGUCAAGAAGCUGGAGGGUCUCCGGCAGGGCGACAAGCAGUUCCGGACGGAGGUGAACACGCUCGGGCGCAUCCAGCACGUCAACCUCGUCCGGCUCCUGGGCUUCUGCUCGUCGGCCGACGAGAAGCUGCUCGUGUACGAGUACAUGCCCAACGGCUCUCUCGAGGGCUACCUCUUCAAGGGCAGCGGCGGCUCGUGCCCGAGCUGGCGCGACCGCUAUGGCAUCAUGCUCGGCGUCGCCAGAGGGCUGGCGUACCUGCACGACGGCUGCCGCGAGUGCAUCAUACACUGCGACGUGAAGCCGGAGAACAUACUGCUGGACAGGGACCUGUGCGUGAAGCUCGCCGACUUCGGGAUGGCGAAGCUGGUGGGGAGGGACUUUAGCCGCGCCCUGACGACGAUGCGCGGCACCAUCGGGUACCUGGCGCCGGAGUGGAUCUCCGGGCUGCCCAUCAGCGCCAAGGCGGACGUGUACAGCUUCGGGAUGGUACUCUUCGAGCUCAUCUCGGGCCGACGCAACACCGACAGCUCCGGCGGCGGCGGCGGCGGGAGGGACAGUGGCGAUGAUGGCAGCGACGCCACGGAGGCGGAGGCGGGGCGGCCUGUGUCGACGUUCUUCCCGGUGUGGGCUGCGGGGAAGGUGGCGGCGGGGGAGGCGGGCGCCGUGGCGGACCCGCGGCUGCGCGGCGACGUGAGGGCGGAGGAGCUGGAGCGGGCGUGCAGGGUGGCGUGCUGGUGCAUCCAGGACCAGGAGGCGCACCGGCCGACCAUGGCGCAGGCCGUGCAGGCGCUGGAGGGCGUCGUGCACGUCGACAUGCCGCCGAUGCCGCGGACGCUGCAGAACCUGACGCUGGCGUGAUGCGAGGCGUGGGUUCCACUCCGGCCGGCGACGUUAAAAAUCAUCGUCCCACAUCAGGAGCGCAUCAAGCUAGAUCGUUGCUGAAUGAUACCACCUCAGUACAGUAUGUGAUAUGAUCUGAGAGACUGGAAGAGCAUGAAACUCAUGACAACGGACGACUGACGUUGGAAAUACGGGACCAACUAUGGAGUAGUCUGAAAACAAAUGGUGCAAGUCGAUUUCUCCGCCGUCAAAUAGAUACUUACGGAUCGCUAUACAAGGUGAAAUAGAUGAAAUAUGGGACUGACUAUGUGUAAGUUGACUGAUUUUUGUUUUUGGGCAAGUCGCCUGAACAAAUUUUAGGGUCAUUCACUUUUUUUA